Ostreobium quekettii is the source of this 1635-nucleotide messenger RNA. NCBI's taxonomy places the organism in Eukaryota, Viridiplantae, Chlorophyta, Ulvophyceae, Bryopsidales, Ostreobiaceae. The record is from the annotation of a GenBank genome assembly.
AUGCCCGGGGAGGCCGCCGCGACAGCGGAGGCGCUCUCCGCGCCCUGCUGUUCGGGAAGCCCCCCCGCCCCUCCGCGGUGCCCAAUCCCAUCGCGGCGGCACCGUCGCGCCUUCCCCACUCGCCGCAGGCGCUUCUCAAAUGCCCGUCGGCUCAUGGUGAUGAUGGAGGCCGGCGGGGGCGCCAUGUCGAUCCCCAAUGUGGACAUCCCGCCGCCAAGGGUGUUGGAGGAGAUCGGCCCGCCCGUGGACGUGGAGGGCGGGGGGUCAGGGGAGGGCAAUGCGCCCGGCAAGCCGCUGAAGAUCAACCGCGACCUCCUGCUCUACCGGUGCCGCGUGCGCAGGCGCCGCGCGGAGACGGCGGCCGGCAGCCAGCGGUCGGAGAUGCUGCGCGAGGCCGAAGAGGGGUACCGGAGGGUGAUAUCUAUGGACGCCACGGACGGAAGGUCCUAUGUGGGCCUGGGGAGGCUGAUGGUGCAGCAGCGGCGGUUCGAGGAGGCCAGGAAGGUGUACGAAGGCGGUUGCACGGCCACCCAGGGGUGCAACGCGUAUGUAUGGACGGCCUGGGCGAACCUGGAGGCCAUGGUGGGCAGCGUGCCGCGCGCGCGCAAGCUGUACGACGCGGCCGUCGUGGCGGACAGGGGCCACCAGGCAGCCUGGCACGGUUGGGGCAUGCUGGAGAAGCGGGAGGGGGACUACGCGCGCGCGCGCGACUGCUGGAUCAAGGGGAUCAGGAACGCGGGCCGGGCGCCCAGCCCGUACCUAUUCAACUCGCUGGCGGUGCUUGCGGCGGGGCUGGGCCGGCAGGAGGAGGCGCGGGAGUGGUUCAGCAAGGGCACGCGGACGGCCAAGGGCGCGGGCAGCUUCGCGCUGUGGCAGGCAUGGGCGCUGAUGGAGGCGGAGAAUGGGGACAAGGAGGCGGCCCAGGGGCUGUUCGGGCGGGCGCUGGAGGUGAAUCCCCGGUCGAGGUACACCUACCUGGCUUGGGCGCUGUUUGAAAAGGACCAGGGGCGGCUGGACAAGGCCCUGGAGCUGCUGGAGAAGGGCCAUCGCCUGAACCGGCGGGACCCCGCCAUACUGCAGGCCUGGGGCGUGCUGGAGGCCCAGAUGGGGAAUUUUGACAAGGCGGGGCGGCUGUUCGAGAAGGGCACACGGGCAGACAGGAACACGCAGCGGGUGUGGCAGGCGUGGGGUGUGAUGGAGUUCCGGCGGGGGAACGUGGGCAGGGCGCGGGAGCUGUUCCAGGAGGGCGUGUGGGCGGGUCCCAACACCAAGGACGUGGCGUACGUGUUCCAGGCUUGGGGGGUGCUGGAGAUGGGCGCAGGGAACACUGUGCUGGCCCGGGAGCUGUUCAAGUGCGCUGUGAAGGCAGACCCCAAGAAUGAGACCACCUGGAGCACAUGGGUGCAGCUGGAGGAGCGGCUGGGGGCAUAUGAGCGGGCGAACGAGCUGCGCAACAUGAGCAUGCAGAGGCGGGUGGAGGUGGUGGUGCCGCGCAGCUUCACAACGCUGGAGGACAAGGGCAGCACGAGCCUGCAGCCUCUGUUCGAGAAGAUCUCCGAGUGGUUUCAGAACUUUGGGACGCUCAGCAGGGAUGAGUCUGAGGAUGAGCAAGACGUGGGAGAAGAGGAAAAUUAG